This is a messenger RNA of Cylicostephanus goldi, 293 nucleotides long. The record is from the annotation of a GenBank genome assembly. NCBI's taxonomy places the organism in Eukaryota, Metazoa, Nematoda, Chromadorea, Rhabditida, Strongylidae.
AUGGCCACCCGCAAGAUGAACUUUUUUGAAAAAAUGGCCAAUAUGCUUGGCUGCAUCUACCGACAUCAAGCUGCCCAGUUCCCUCGACGGUGGGCUAUUCUAAAGGCUGUUGGUAAGCAUGAACUUGCUCCACCAAAAGCAACUGACUGGCCAGUCAUCAAGGCAGAGUGGAAAAAAGUGACACAGUUCAUCUCGAAGGGACAGUACAAAGAGCUUACUGUCAGGGUGGGUCAAUUACUAUGUUCACAUGUUUCUUCGACAUUUACGAAGUCAUUCUAUAUCAUUCUAUAACC